Octopus sinensis (East Asian common octopus) is the source of this 905-nucleotide messenger RNA. RefSeq lists its product as uncharacterized. NCBI's taxonomy places the organism in Eukaryota, Metazoa, Mollusca, Cephalopoda, Octopoda, Octopodidae. The transcript is spliced from 2 exons. The record is from RefSeq and is a predicted model, not a curated record. Gene Ontology annotation, cellular component: extracellular region. Gene Ontology annotation, molecular function: cytokine activity. Bases 410 to 844 code for a protein of 144 amino acids.
UUUUCAGCCUCGUAUCCUGAUUAAAUGCUAUAAGAACGGGAAUUCGCCAAGACACCUCAACAAAACGUUUCUGUCUUUUCAACAGAGCAAACAUCAUUUCAGAAUCACUGCAAACUUUUUUGCCAAUUUUAUUCUCUGCAAUUUUUCUUCGACCUUUGAUCCAACUAGAUAAACUUCGGUUUGCCAGCAGCAAUAAAACUCAUCACCAUUACCAGCAUCAACUGCAAGCAUCCUAACCAGCACCAACAUCACCAGAAAGGAAUAAAAGAAAAGGAAACAACAGCAACGAAAAUACCGACAGUAGCAGAAACAAGAAGAGAUAAUCUUUGAAUCACGUGCCAAUUAUAAAUACAUAAAUAAACUUGAAUUAAAUUCCAAAUCCCAGAAAUUAUUCUUCAGAAGAACAGGAAUGGCUCUUCACAGUAUCAAAAAUAUGUAUUGCCUUCUUUUCGGUGUUGUUGCUAUGAUGUGUCUAUUAGACUUCUCAGCGGCACAAAGAAAUAUAACCAGUUUCUACACAAGGAGUAAGCUUAACAUCUCUGAAGACAUAGACGUAUGUGAUAAUGAUGUAAUUCACAGAUCUGUGUGUAAUAUGUCGUGUGAGGUAAACUUCGACAGCAAUCGUUUCCCACAGAGAAUCGCUGAAUACACGUGUAUCCCACCUGCUGGAUGCGAGCUUAACUCAUGUUCAUUCCCAACAUCUCAUAAAUAUGGCUGCGUACAGGUGAAGUCGAUCAUGACAGUGUUUCGGGCCCACAAUUGCAAUAAUGUGACUGAAUACAGAGCUGAAAAUUUUAAAUAUCGUUCAGGCUGUAUUUGCGAAGACCAUACAAAGACUAAUUAAUUAAAGCGCAUGCUUUCUGGACAAUUGCCUAUAUUACCUGUGCCAUGUCUGUUGACCUAAU